AUGAACAAAGCAGGAACUCUUCGAAAUGUGAAUUCGGGGCAGGAACAAAUUAUUCUUUCAAAAAAUUCGCAGAGGCAUUACAACAGUGUGCAGCCCCAAACGGUGGAACACUUUCUAUGCAAAAAUGAAAAAGGAGAUGACCAAAAUGGAGGGACAUGUUUUUUUAAGAAGGACCAAACGUUUUCCAAAUUACUUGUUCAUCCAACCCUAGUUGAUGAAUUGAAGAAAAAUAACAUCACCAUUCCGUCACUCAUUCAGUUCGACUUGUUGCAGUAUUAUAAUAAGUGCUUCCCCAUGCUGCGAAAUAUUAUUAUUGGUGCUGAAAAUGGGAUUGGCAAAACCUUGUCCUACAUCAUUUUCGUUUUGAACCACAUUUUGAAGCAAUCCAGCAGGCAGAACAGAGUCUUCGUCUUGAUUUUUCAGUAUAGUGGGUUGCUCACUAGGCAGUGCCUCCAAGUCGUUCGACGCCUCUCCAGAAACUUCAAGGUGAAGAGCACCACCCUGAAUCCUAACCCCCUGAACCCUACCACCUUGAACCCUACCACCCUGAACCAUACCCCCAUACCCCCCGUGAACCUGAACCCAAACGAAAGCCUCAUUCUGAUCACCUCCCCCGUGAGGUUCGCCACCUACAUGAAGGAAAACGAAGACGCAGUAACUCCCUUUCUCAAAAAUCUAGACUUUCUCAUAAUGGACGAAGUGGAUGUCAUGUUCGACGACCCAUAUGUGAAACACAUCAAGGCGCUUUACCAACAAAUGAGUAAAUUAGCCAACACGAAAUACAUCUCCAUAGUAACAUCUUCCACCCUGUGCAAUAAGGGGAAAAAGUCAGUGUACCAAAACAUCAACAAGUAUGUAACAGACGCCGUUUUGAUAAAGACGAACUACCUGCACAAUGUACACCCCCUUGUGAACUACCACUUUGUAAAUUUGCCCAUAUACACUGUUAGUGAAAAAAAAAAAGCCAUAAAAAGGAUCAUGUCGAAAGAAAAUUACAAAAAAACUCUCAUCUUUUGCAAUACAAUUACCAGCUGUAAUAAUGCAUUUAGUCAGUUGAGCUCCCUUUUUGAGGACAUCUACCUUUUCAAUUCAUCGUUAAAGAAGGAAGAUCAGUUUGCCAUUCUGGAAGUUUUCAAGAACUCAGAGAGGUGCAUCCUCGUGACCACUGAUAUAAUUCACAGAGGGGUGGACAUCAAGGGAAUUACGCACCUCUUUCACUUGGACGCCCCCACCAACAUUGUGGUUUACACGCAUAGAAACGGAAGAAUCUCCAGGGGAGCCAGCACAGGAGACAUAUACCUUUUUAAUGACUCGGACAACUUGGUAACCAAAAAAAUUUACGAGCUUCACAAAAAGAACGUCAAAUUUGAAGACAUCUUUAGCAGGAAAAGGUCUUUGCGAAAGAAUUAUAAAAGGGACUUAAAAAAAUCCAAGCAGGGGGAAGGGAAGUCGGGGCAGAGUCCCCAGAGUUCUACGUAA
Messenger RNA from Plasmodium cynomolgi strain B, 1479 nucleotides. RefSeq names its product ATP-dependent helicase. The record is from RefSeq and is a predicted model, not a curated record. Bases 1 to 1479 code for a protein of 492 amino acids. The transcript is spliced from 4 exons. Gene Ontology annotation, biological process: mitochondrial large ribosomal subunit assembly. Gene Ontology annotation, molecular function: ATP binding; nucleic acid binding. Gene Ontology annotation, cellular component: mitochondrion. Lineage: Eukaryota; Apicomplexa; Aconoidasida; Haemosporida; Plasmodiidae.